Esox lucius (northern pike) is the source of this 909-nucleotide messenger RNA. RefSeq names its product cytochrome c oxidase subunit NDUFA4. The coding region runs from base 236 to 484 and encodes 82 amino acids. The transcript has 4 exons. The record is from RefSeq and is a predicted model, not a curated record. NCBI's taxonomy places the organism in Eukaryota, Metazoa, Chordata, Actinopteri, Esociformes, Esocidae.
GCCUCUAAAUCCCAACCUGCCUCUAGGGAGCAGGGAGGGCUGCAACAGGUCCUCACACUCUCUGUCCUGCACUCUCGCACUUUCUGAACAAACACAACUGUACUUAUAUUUUCCAUAAGAUGGCUGUUUUCACAUGGACACAGUAGCAUACAUUGUAGGUAGUAUUUUACAUCUUUAGGGCUAUUUUGGUUUUAUUAGAUUUUGGUGUAUAAGUCUUCUGGGCUCUGUGGUAAACAUGCCGAUUAGGACAAUGAUUACGCACGCUAAGAAGCAUCCAGGGCUCAUCCCUCAGUUCUUCUUUCUGAUAGUAGGGAUGACUGGGGCUUCCUGCUACCUGAUUCGUCUGGCCAAGGGACCCCAUGUCAGCUGGAACAAAAACAACAACCCAGAGCCUUGGAACACAUACGGCCCUAACUAUCAGUACAAGUUGGUGGCCAUCAACACAGACUACAAGGCUCUGAAGAAGGAGGGACCUGACUUCUAAAGGUCCUUCAAGCAACUCCAGGGUCACCAUAUUUGGCAGGACCCCCUGUCAUCCUAGUGGCAGGGUGGGGGCAGUUAGAGCCUUGUCGUGUCUUCUUUCUGUCCCCUCUGCUGUCUCUUUAUAGCACCAAAUAUUAUAGCACAACUGUGUUUUUGGGCACAACUUACUAUUGCCUACCUGUCUCAUUAUAGAUACCGCCAGUGAAAAAAAUCCUGAAAUGGUAUAAAAUGUGCUGCACCUCUUUCUCAUGCACAGUUUUUGUAAAAUAUCAAAAUAUCUUCACAAAGCUGAGCACUCUGUUCACACACAAAACCCCAAAAGUGAUCUGAUCUUCUUCAUGCACACCCCUGAAAUGGCACAACUGUCUUUUCACAUUACCUUGAAACCAAAACAAAUAAAGAUCAGUCAAAGCUGUUACAAUGGUA